UCGAAAAAAUGAGCUAUUUACGUCAAUUAGUUUGCACAUAGUCAAUUUUGUAUUAACCUUAUUAAUUCAUAUUUUCACGCGCAUUUAAUCAAUGAAAGUUCUACGUACAUAGUUCAAAAAUAAUAUUGAACUAAAAAAAAUAUUAUUGAAUUGAAAAAUAAUAUUGAUCGAAGUUGCAGUUCAUUCAAUCAAGCUCGAGGCAAAAGACGUAAGAAUAGGUUUUAUCGGGAGCAGUUGUAUUACAAUAAACUGCGAAGAAAGAUGUGACCCUCGACUGCAUUAUUUAUUACUGUUAAUAGUCAAACUCAUAUAAUUUCUUAGCGGCACGAGAAAGGUCGAAAGGCAGGCUAUCAUUAACCGAACAAGUAAUCGAAAGCGUUAUACGACUUGUACAUUACCGACAUGAGACAUGUGUAAUAAGUGAAAUUGCAUGACCUACGCAGGUUGUCUGAACGUAUUGUAACAGCACGCGAGAUCGUUUAUCAGUUGUUAGUUGCUCACCAGGUGUAUAGUUCAUUAAUGCUAAUAUGUAGGACUCAUCCAAGUGAGAAAUUUAGUCCUUGUAGACAUCGAACACGUAUAACACCUUUUUUCAUCACUCAAAACCAUUUGAUCGCAUUCAGACAUAUCAGGCAAGGAAGACGAUUUUUUGACGUCUAUUCUAGUAAUUAGUUUCUUCGAGGCUCCAUCAUUGUGUGUGGUUUAUUGUUUUGAAUGCACGUAAAAUAAGUUUAACAGUUUUAUAGAAGCCGAAUUAAAAAAUGACAUCAGACAUGAAAAGUUUAAAACAGGCAUUGAUGCCCAUCAUAUGGCUUAAUUGCUUAUUUUGCAUGGGAAUAUUUGAAAUUCCUGUGAAUCGCCCGCGAAUUUUUUUAAGUGCCUUCUAUGUCAUCUCGAUAGCAAUUGCAUACUCCUUGCUGCUUUAUAAGUCAAUUAUCAUCUUUCAGCAAAUGUUGGGUUACGAGUUAGUUUUAUUCUACUCCGUUUUAACGAUCAAUGUAUUAGUUGCCAUUUUCGUUAUAAUUUUGUUCUGGUGCAAAUCACAGAAUAUAAAUAUCAUAAUUAAGAAGUUUAGUAUCAUUGACAAUACUAUAGAAGCAUUCGGCAUAAAAAAGAAUUACCAAAGAACACAUCGCAACGUUCUCUAUAUUAUGGUUCUUUGGGUAAUAGGCAUGCUAUUAUUGAACGUUAUGCAUAUAGUAUGGAUGUAUCAAAGUACUGAAUCUAUGGGAUAUUCAGGCAUUCUUUAUACCGAUUUAUGCUUCUGCUUUCCGAUUCUGGCAAAUUCCGUAGUGGAUGUCACUUUUGCUUCAUUUGUCAGGUGCCUUCAAAUAAAGUUUCAGAAUACAAAUAUUCUGAUUAACAGUGUAGUACUUUAUGCAAAUAAAUCAGAUACCUCUAAGAUCCAAGAUUUACAUAAAAAUGCACCUCUUGCAAUCGUCAGACUAAACCAUGAAAAUAAAAAAGAGAGGAUAUUGCAUCUCAUACAGACAUUGAGACAUUUACAUUUAGAAAUCACGAAAAUAGCACGACAAAUUAAUUAUACUUAUUGUGCGCAACUUUUGCUCGAAAUGGCAGUACAUUUUACGGUAGUAACUGCUUCUGUUUAUUGUCUAUAUGGUACACUUACCGGCCAGUUUCAAAUGACAAUUCAUAAUGAAAAAAUUGUUGCCAUGAUGGCUUGGGCAGGAAUUUACUCGGUCAAAAUUAUAUUUGUGAAUGCUCUUUGUACGAGUGUAUCAGAUGAGGCAUAUAAAACCGGUGAAAUUAUGCAAUCUUUUGAAGGAUGCAACAUCGAUGAUGACAUGAGAGAAGAAAUUACUCAAUUUACACAACAAAUAGUACUUAAUUCUUUGAGGUUUACUGCUUCUGGUUUUUUUUCAAUUGAUAAUACUCUUACUGGCAAGUUUUUUGCUACAGUCACGACAUAUGUGGUUAUUCUAAUACAAAUGAACACGCCGUUAUAAUAUAAUGAUUCAUAAAAGGAUUCGAUCACAUCAAAGACGCAUAAUAUGCCAUACAUUCAACUACAAAAAAAGGAGUUUACAAGAAAUAUAAUAAAAACUUAUUA
This is a messenger RNA of Nylanderia fulva, 2071 nucleotides long. Its product is annotated as putative gustatory receptor 28b. Gene Ontology annotation, biological process: sensory perception of taste; male courtship behavior; chemosensory behavior. Gene Ontology annotation, cellular component: dendrite; membrane; neuronal cell body. NCBI's taxonomy places the organism in Eukaryota, Metazoa, Arthropoda, Insecta, Hymenoptera, Formicidae. The record is from RefSeq and is a predicted model, not a curated record.